GAAGGCGCUGCCCGCAUGGCCGCGGGGGGCGGCGGCAGGAAUGUGCCCGUGGGCACCGCCGAGCGCGGCCCCCACGACGGCAUGAGGCGCGAUGGAGACCCGUACUGGUCCAGGCCCGAGUCCCGUGUGUGGACGGUGAUGCUGCUGCUGGGGACGUGCCUGCUGUACUGUGCCCGUGUCACUGUGCCCAUCUGCGCCGUCGCCCUCAGCUCCUACUUCGACUGGGACAAGAAGCAGUCUGGGGUCGUGCUCAGCAGCUUCUUCUGGGGCUACUGCUUGACACAGAUCAUCGGAGGACACAUCAGUGAUCAAAUAGGAGGUGAGAAAGUCCUCCUCCUCUCAGCAUCAGCCUGGGGGUUCCUCACAGUCCUCACCCCGGUGCUCACCCAUGUCACUUCUGCCCAUCUUGUUUUUAUGACCUCCUCCCGGUUCCUCAUGGGGUUGCUGCAAGGGGUGUAUUUCCCAUCCUUGGCCAGCCUGCUGUCCCAGAGGGUCCGGGAGAGCGAACGAGCCUUCACCUACAGCACAGUGGGGACUGGCUCACAGUUUGGGACACUGGUGAUUGGUGGUGCAGGAUCCCUCCUCCUGGACUGGUAUGGCUGGGAAAGCGUUUUCUACUUCUCCGGUUUGCUCACUUUGCUCUGGGUUUACUGCACCUGCAAGUACCUUCUGAGUGAGAAAGAACUCAUCAUCCCCAUAGACUAUUUAACAAGAGGCCUCUCGAUACCCAAGCAGACCAAAGUUCCCUGGAAGCAGCUGUUUAGGAAGGCACCGAUAUGGGCUGUCAUCAUUGCUCAGCUCUCCACAGCCAGCACAUUCUUCACUCUCCUCUCCUGGCUGCCAACUUUCUUUAAGGAAACUUUUCCUGAGUCAAAGGGUUGGGUGUUUAAUGUAGUCCCCUGGCUGGUUGCAAUUCCAACAAGCUUGUUCAGUGGAUUUCUGUCUGAUCAUUUAAUCAGUCAAGGGUACAGAACCAUCACCAUUCGUAAGUUCAUGCAGGUCAUUGGCUCUGGCGUCUCAAGCGUUUUUGCUCUGUGUCUGGGCCAGACCUCCAGUUUUUGCAGAGCAAUAGUGUUUGCCUCCGCCUCUGUUGGACUCCAGACCUUUAACCACAGUGGCAUUUCAGUAAACGUGCAGGACCUGGCCCCCUCGUGUGCUGGCUUGCUCUUUGGGGUUGCAAAUACAGGUGGAGCCCUCCUAGGUGUCAUUUGUGUGUACCUGGCUGGUUACCUGAUUGAAACGACUGGCUCCUGGAUUUCUGUUUUCAACCUGGUGGCUGCUGUUAACAGCAUUGGGCUCUGUGUAUUCCUCCUGUUUGGAGAGGCCCAGAGGGUGGACACAGACUCUGCUUACGUGGAUCUCUAGGGAUGAGCCCAUCGAGCAGCUGAAGGACAGGAGAGUGUCACGUCUAUGUUGCACAAGUGCCAAAGAACAUUUUAACUUUUUUUUAGGUGUUUUAAUGGGGAAAAAAAUAUGCUGAAACCAAGUACAUAGUGGGUCUGGAUGGAACCCAUGACAGAAAAAAAUGUGGAGUUUAUUUUUUGCUCAGGGUGUAGCUGGUGGCCUGCAGAGCCAUCCAGCUCAACAUCUCCAGUGAGGAUAUGGUCUGUGGGACCAGUUUGUCCCAGUUUGUGUCCGGUGGACAAAUAUCCAUGUGGCCAAAGGAGGGUAC
Messenger RNA from Manacus vitellinus (golden-collared manakin), 1672 nucleotides. RefSeq names its product solute carrier family 17 member 9 (gene SLC17A9). Gene Ontology annotation, cellular component: membrane. Gene Ontology annotation, molecular function: transmembrane transporter activity. The record is from RefSeq and is a predicted model, not a curated record. The transcript is spliced from 13 exons. The coding region runs from base 16 to 1365 and encodes 449 amino acids. Lineage: Eukaryota; Metazoa; Chordata; Aves; Passeriformes; Pipridae. Gene Ontology annotation, biological process: transmembrane transport.